AUGCCGUCCGUCACGAAUAUUGGCCAAGAGAGUAGUCCGACGGGUGGAUGUGUCCCGCCGUCUUACACGUUGAGUGUACCCUACUUGACCGAUGGCGAUUGUCCCAAAAGCUAUUUCAAAGCAUGCUCGAGUGCAACAUCGUAUGAUGGCCGGUCGGCUGAUCACAUCAUGUGCUGUCCCUCUGUUUCGGGUUGGAAUUUCAAUUGCGCGCCUGCAACGAAUGUUGGAGCCGCGCCGUAUGGAUGUUUGGCGACUUUCACCACCGGCGCCAAAAUAACCGGGUCAAGAACCGAUUUGAUAGUAGGCACCGGACAGGCCGAAACUCACACGGUCGGUGGCGACACUGGUGUGAAUGCUUGGGGUAUUGCGUUGCUAUCGACAACACCCCUUACUUCAUCCGCAACCAUAACGUCUGCUGCUGCCACAACAUCUGACGCUGUAGUGUCCGUACCCAGCUCAGCAAUCAGCACAGCGCCUAGCACCGGCUCAGCUUCGACUUCGACUUCUUCUUCUGCAAGUGGCCUCAGCACCGGUGCAUCAAUUGGCAUCGGGGUCGGCGUCGGCGUCGGCGCCUUGUCCAUUAUCGGCCUGCUCGCCUUCUGCAUCAUAGGACGUAGGCGCAAUGUGAGACAACAACAACAACAACAGAAGCCCAUGGUUCAGGACUCCUAUGAUCACAACGGAGUUAUACAUAAUGGACAAUAUUAUUAUGGUGGCUUGGAAGCCGCGUCGCAUGGUACGAAAAUGCAGCAGCCGAACGAGCGCGCUCUGCAGUCGGAGGCACCCACUCAUGUCGACCCCUACGAGAUGCAGGGUUAA
Truncatella angustata is the source of this 819-nucleotide messenger RNA. RefSeq lists its product as uncharacterized. The record is from RefSeq and is a predicted model, not a curated record. Bases 1 to 819 code for a protein of 272 amino acids. The transcript has 2 exons. NCBI's taxonomy places the organism in Eukaryota, Fungi, Ascomycota, Sordariomycetes, Amphisphaeriales, Sporocadaceae.